Molecule: messenger RNA, 624 nt
Organism: Penicillium lagena
Lineage: Eukaryota; Fungi; Ascomycota; Eurotiomycetes; Eurotiales; Aspergillaceae
Exons: 1
Coding region: 1-624 (207 amino acids)
Source: RefSeq, a predicted model, not a curated record
AUGGAGCUUCUUCAUGAUAUUGCGUUGCAGAUACCAUGGCUCUUUUACCGAACAGAUCGAUGGUUUGAGGGGCUUGAGAGUUCUGCUUCCAACGAUUCCAACCGCCAAGAAAUCUCAGACUCCCCGAAUCACAAUCUAGAAACCGCUCUCUCGCUUUUAAAUGAUUACUGGGCGGUCUUUGAUCUAAUGGAAGAGUGGCAAAACAACUGGAAAGCUUCCGAACAAGGCCCCCUAUAUUGGCAUUCUGAUAUCCCAAUGCCCAGCAAAGUGAUCGACGUCGACUCAGUUUGCAUACCUACAUUCCCAGAUGACACAUACCAAGUCCGUUUCCAAAAUACCCAAAAGGCAGGACUUGCUGUUACCUUCUGGUCCUUUCGCCUGGAACUUCUCAUGGGAAUGAUCAAACUACAGCGAAGCUUAUCCGGCUCACAGGCUGAAUCAUUGGAACAGAACCUGGCCGUGGCGGAAGAAACAGCUUGUCUGAUUCUGCAAACCGCACCAUACCUUACAUGUUGUUUUGAGGGUGCAGUGGCUUCAAAGGCUCCGCUUCGAACUAUAAAGAGAUACUUUGAGCUGGGAGCUUUUAUGGACAAGUCAAAGGGGCUCAUUUCCUCAAAUGUAUAA